Messenger RNA from Ipomoea nil (Japanese morning glory), 4236 nucleotides. RefSeq names its product receptor-like protein kinase FERONIA. Gene Ontology annotation, molecular function: transmembrane receptor protein tyrosine kinase activity; ATP binding. Gene Ontology annotation, cellular component: plasmodesma; plasma membrane. The record is from RefSeq and is a predicted model, not a curated record. The transcript has a single exon. Bases 583 to 4236 code for a protein of 1217 amino acids. Lineage: Eukaryota; Viridiplantae; Streptophyta; Magnoliopsida; Solanales; Convolvulaceae. Gene Ontology annotation, biological process: protein autophosphorylation.
UUUAAGUUACGAUCAAAUUUAUUUCCACAAUCUUCGCCACGAAAAUUAAGAGAUAAAAAACAGGUGUAAAAUUACUUAGUACAAAGACUUUGGCAAAUAAAAAGGCAACCGGCAGGCCGACGAAAUAGACAUUGCAGCCUUGCAGUUAUCAUGUCUUCAACCAUUUCCAUGGUAAUAUGGUAUCGGUAUACUUACCAAUAAAAUAUAUCACAACAACUAAAUUGACAUUAUUAUUAAAAGAAGAAGAAAAAAAGAAACUAAAGGGAACCUUAUUCUAAUAGUCUUCUAGUCUAGACUAUGAUAUUUGCAAAGAAAAAAUAACAAUCUUCAACCAUUUCCAUGGUAAUAUGGUAUCGGUAUACCUCAGUCCUGACUCCUGAUCAAUAAAAUAUAUCACAACAACUAAAUUGACAUUAUUAUUAAAAGAAGAAAAAAAGAAACUAAAGGGAAACUUAUUUCUAAUAGUCUUCUAGUCUAGAAUAUGAUAUUUGCAAAGAAAAAUGUUUCAUUGGUUAAUAAGAGCUACUAACACGGCAUUUAAUAUUUAAUUCAAGACAAGUAAACUAGAAAAUAGAGAUUGCAAUGCUAGGAAGUUUACCGGGGGAUCACCAUUUCUCCACCAAGUCUCAUUUUUAUGCUCAGAACUUGAAUCAGUUGGAAAGCAUAACCCAAUACCUCAACAGCAACAAUAUGCAUCAUCCUCUGUUUUUUAUUCUUAUAUCCUGUACGUUAUUCCAUGGUAUGAUCAUCUUUGCCAUUUCUUCUACCAUUAAUUCACCUAUUGAGAACAUAGCCAUUUCGUGUGGCUCUUCUGGCACUCCAACUGCACCUGAUGGACGCAUGUGGGUUGGAGACAAUACCAUGUCUUCUUCUACAUUGCUGCACUUGAAUGGAAUAUCCUGGACGUCUACAGCCCAGCAAAAAGCUUCUCUCAUGAUUGAUCCACUUCCAUAUCAGACAGCUCGGACCUCUCGCCAUGAGUUCAGCUACCGGUUCUCUGUCAAGCCGGGCCAGAAAUUUAUCCGCUUGCACUUCAACCCAGCGCCAUACAAGGGUUUCAAGAAGUCCAUAGCCCUUUUUACUGUCAAAGCUGGUCCAUACACUCUCCUAAGCAAUUUCAGCCCUUCCCUCACUGCUGAUGCUCUAGGUGUCAAAUUUCUCAACAAGGAAUACAGUGUUAAUGUACAGGAAAGUGAAGCGUUGACUAUAACAUUCACCCCAUCCCAAGAAACAAAGUCCUCAGAAGAUGUUUAUGCUUUUGUCAAUGGCAUUGAGAUUGUCUCCAUGCCUACUGGUCUUUACUAUACCCCAGAGGGAGAGCCAGGUGCCCAUGUUAUUGGCCAAAAGCACAGAUUCUACAUUGAUACUGCUACAGCACUGCAGAUGAUUCAGAGAUUAAACAUCGGGGGACGGUCAAUCCCAUCUAUUGAAGAUGUCAGCAUGUUUCGUGACUGGAAAGAUGACUACAACUACCUGUUAAAUGGAGUUGGUGCUGCUUCAACUUAUACAACCAUUACAAUUGAGUAUGCUGACAUGCUGACACAUGUUGCACCUCCCAAAGUGUACCAAACAGCAAGGUCAGUGCAUCCAGGCAAGCAGCAGCUCAUUGCUCACAAUCUCACAUGGAUAAUUCCAGUAAAUUUAGGAUUCAGGUACCUAGUCAGGCUCCAUUUCUGUGAAUUUGAACCUGAAAUAUCAGCAAGAGGUGAAAGGCAAUUCAGUAUACUUAUAAAUAAUCAGAUAGCCGAAUAUAAUGCUGAUGUGAUCAAAUGGAGUGGUGGACAUGGGAUUGCAGUGUACAAAGACUACAUUGCAAUGAUGGAAGGAGAUAGAAUGAAAGGUACAGGCACUCUAGUCAUAAGUUUGCAGCCCAACUCUGACUUCAGCACUAAAAGAACUGACGGCAUUCUGAAUGGCUUAGAAAUAUUCAAGCUAAGUAAUCCUGACAACUAUCUUGUGGGAAUGAAUCCUGCCCCCCAACGCAAACAAAGUUCAGUGUCAGAGAUGCCGAGUCACCAAAGGCCAGUGUUUUUUGAUAGAAAGAGUGCAAUUGUUACUGCAUUCACAGUAGCAGUCACUUUACUGAAUAUUGCCAUCUAUUAUCUAAGGUGUCUCUCAGAAGCUAACUCCAACAUGAGAAACACAAGAUCUCGUUCCACAGACCCAGCUUGUCAUCAAUUCUCACUUGAGGAGAUCCAACUAUCCACCAACAAUUUUAGUCCUAAGUUCCUCAUUGGAAGUGGUGGAUAUGGUAAAGUAUACAAGGGCAUUAUUGAUGGCGGAGCAACUACUGUAGCAAUUAAGCGUUUGAAGGAAGAAUCUAGGCAGGGAGAGAAUGAGUUUUGGACAGAGAUCAAAAUGCUAUCAAAGGUCCGAAAUGAACACCUUGUCUCCCUAAUUGGCUUUUGCAAUGAAGGUACGGAGAGGGUGUUGGUUUAUGAGUACAUGCCACGAGGAACUGUUGCAGACCAUCUCCACAAAAUUGAUAGAAAGGGGAACGGUAACCCCCCUCUCUCUUGGGAAAGACGACUCAAGAUUUCAAUAGGUGCUGCCCGGGGAUUACAUUUCCUUCACACCUCCCAGCAUAAGGUUAUACACCGUGACGUAAAAAGCUCAAACAUUCUGCUGGAUGAGAGUUGGGUGGCAAAGAUUUCAGAUUUUGGUUUGUCCAAAAUGGGGCCUGGAAAUGAGUCCUUCACUCAUGUUAGUACUGAUGUCAAAGGAACAUUUGGCUACUUGGAUCCUGAAUACUUUUUAACUCACAGAUUGACAACAAAAUCUGACGUUUAUGCUUUUGGAGUAGUGCUGCUUGAAGUGCUCACCGGAAGGCCAGCACUGGAUAAGAGGCUUGUUGAGCAAGGCCACAAUCUAGCCACUUGGGCCAUAGACUACAUGAGAAAAGGAGAUGUUCAUGAUAUUGUUGAUGACAGUCUGGCGGGGCAAGUCUCUCAAACUUGUUUGAAAGUGUUUGCAGAAAUUGCAGAAAGAUGUUUGGGCAGACAGCCACAUGAACGACCAGAUAUGGCUGAUGUGCUAACAAAACUUGAAUUAGUGUUGGCGUUACAGCAAAAGGAGGCACAAAAUGAGGGCAUGAGUAUUGAUAGACUUGGAACUCUCUCAGAAGAGAAUAUGGUGGCACCUAAAGGCAAAGGAAAAGAUAUUCUCAUGGGAAGGGUGGAGAAGAAGGAUAGGAAUUCCAAAAGAAAGUCUGUUCGAUGGAGGGAUCUUUUCCUCGUCCGGCCAAAAUCACCACCCAAGACGAAAACUCCCGAAACAUUGCCAUCACAGCUUGAGGUUUCCACAACAAAGCAUGAAGGACCACGCAUCUUCUCUGUGAAUGAAAUCCUAAAGGCCACUAACAAUUUCAACCAGAGUUCUAUUAUUGGUUCUGGGAAAGGUUAUGAUGUGUUCCUGGGUUUACAUGGUGGCAAAAGUAUUGUAGUCAUCAGAAGGGCCAUCAUUACAGUAUUAAGUGAUCGCCUGGAUCAAGAGUUGCAGUUUCGCCAUUCCCAUCUCCCUUUGCCCAGCUAUGCUGAUAAUGUUGUCUCUUUGAUUGGAUAUUGCACUAUUGAUCAACAUAUGAUCAAUGUAUAUGAUCACAUGGCAAAUGGGAGUCUGCGAGAUCAUCUGCGUAAACCUGACGUGGACACUCUCCCAUGGAAGCAAAGGCUUAAAAUCUGCAUUGAUGCUGCACGAGGUUUGUACUACCUUCAGCAAAUCUUGAAGCUGAGUAUUCUCCACCACACAUUCAACUCAACCAACAUUCUGCUGGACGAGAAUUGGGUUGCUAAAGUUUCAGACUUGGGUUGGUCUAGAAGUAAAGACGACUCUAGUUGGUGCAGAAAGGAAGUUUACAGUCUUGACCUUCAUGGUGGGUAUAUGGAUUCACUCGAUUUAUAUCACAUAAGAACAGAAGUAAAAGACUAUGCAUAUGCAUUUGGUUUACUGUUAAUCGAAGUAUUAUGCGCCAACAAUAAAUUGAUACUCCAGAUGGACAAGGAUUUGGAGAGUGCAGCCUGCUGGUUCACCACACAAGGAAGAUGGAGACAUUCAAGAUUCAUAGACCCAAGCCUUGUUGGGAAAAUAUCGCCAGACUGCCUGCAGAUAUUCAUUGACAUUGCAAGCACGUGUCUGCGCAACCUUAAACCAUCACUGCGCGAGAUUGUGACACGUCUCGAGGCUGCACUCAAGUUGCAAGAAGCAGCAGAUGACAAUAAGGAGCUUCAGGUUCUCUGA